UAUGUGGGGUGUUGCGUGAAAAUUAGUUUUCUCUUGCUGAGCCACAAAGGCAUAGACUCAAACUGCUUUUUUGGACACGCUGGCUUCUUCUUUUUCUUGUGGACAUUAUGACCAAUAACACAACGAGUUUAGGGAGCCCAUGGCCAGAAAACUUUUGGGAGGACCUAAUAAUGUCCUUCACUGUAUCCGUGGCGAUUGGGCUUGCCAUCGGAGGAUUUCUCUGGGCGCUUUUCGUGUUCCUGUCUCGCAGAAGAAGAGCCAGCGCGCCCAUCUCACAGUGGAGUCCCACCAGGCGACCCAGGUCUUCCUACAACCACGGCCUCAACAGAACUGGAUUCUACCGCCACAGUGGCUGUGAGCGCCGAAGCAACCUCAGCCUGGCCAGUCUCACCUUCCAGAGACAAGCGUCUCUGGAGCUGGCCAACUCCUUCCCCAGGAAAUCAAGCUUCAGGGCUUCAACUUUCCAUCCCUUCCUGCAAUGCCCACCGCUUCCGGUGGAAACAGAGAGUCAGCUGAUGACCCUGCCUGCCUCCACCACCCCAUCCGCCAUCAGCACCCUGCACAGUCCGAGCAGGCCAGACUUCCGCUGGUCCAGCAACAGCCUGCGGAUGGGCCUCUCCACACCGCCCCCGCCCGCCUAUGAGUCCAUCAUUAAGGCAUUUCCCGAUUCCUGAGUCUGGACUUUAGUUGUUUUUAAUUCUUUUUUUUUUUUUUUUAUAAUUUUUGUCUCUUUUAGAAAGGAAACUAUAUAUAAGGUAAACAGAAUUUUGAGGUCAUGGCACUAAUGAUUGAUUCUCUAAGUUGGUAGAUUCGUGAAAGCUGAACAUUACCCUGUAAGGCAAAGCUUCUUUUAAACACAGUUUUCUCACUGAUGUCCCAUAAAAGUAAUUUUUUUUUCUCAAAAAGUUCUAUAUUUAUGUACUGUGAAUUGAGUGUGAGGCAUCGAAUUAAAGAUACCGAUUAAAGAUUCUAACAUACAAAUCAUACGUAUUUGUAUGUUUUUGGUUAAAAAGACUUUAGAUGUUUGUUGUUUCGGGUUGCGGUCCCCCUUCACUUUCCCACGUGACCGCUGACAGACAAAAGUCACUAAAUUAAGGAACUUUAAUGUUACUCCCUGCGUUGUGAGUGAGUCAGUAGCAUCCUAAGGAUCGCAGAGAUCUUGGACUCUCAUGAUGUGUGUACAAAAUCCCAUGAUUCUACUCAGUUAUGGAUGAGAAUCCCGCAAAAGAGCUAAGCCCCCCGGUGUCAUAAGAUGGUUCGGUUUUGACAUUUCACUGCUUUUUUUCCCCAAGAUAGACUCAUUUUGUAGUUCCUAGUAUAAUUACCCACAUCACUGAAGUAAAACCCCUGGACUUAAUAACAUGAGGAUUUAACAUGGCCGUUGUCGUGAUUACCAAAGCAACAGCAUCUCCAGUUCUUUUGUCCUAAGCACAAGUUUUUAUUUUGCAUCAAAUUAUGUUUUUCUUUCUUGGAAUUGAAUCUCGUGACUAAGAAAGCACUUUAUCUAUGGAAGUGUGGUGUGGGAAGCCCAGCCUGUGGGUCUCAGCCUGUGGGUCAUGACCCCUUUGGGGGUCAAAUGGCCCUUUUACAGUUACUGCCUAAGAUCAUCCAAAACCACAGAUAUUUACACUAUAAUUCAUAACAGUAGCAAAAUUGCAGUUAUGAAAUAGCAACAAAAGUAAUUUUGUGGCUGGGGGGGGGUCACCACAGCAUGAGGAACUGUAUAAAAGGGUCACAGUGCUGUUAGGAAGCUUGAGGACAACUGCUCUAAGGGGAACUUCCCUCUUAACUCUAUGGUCAAAUAAAGAUUGUUCUACAGAGAGAUAGUCCACGUGGAAGCAUGCUCUCUCUCUCUGAAAAGCAGUUCCUCCCGGUCAUCUCAGUCCCCAGGUACCAUGUCCCGGGUGAUGCUAUGUGAAUUCCGUCUCCACCUCCACUAAAGUCUUUAUAAGGUGACUAACGAAGGCCAAAUGGUCAUCGUAUCAGAUGACCACCCAAGGGCCACAUCAAGAGGUAGAGGCUUCUUUAAUGUGGGCACCAGAGACUUUCAUUGCACCAAGGAUAGAAACUCACUGGGAGAUUAUUCAGAAUCUGAUACAUCAAAUAUUUAGCUUGUGCUGUUGUUUAUUCUUCUGUAGAUUUGGGUUUGUGUUGAUACCCACUGGUCCCAGCUAGUGGUGUCUGAUCAUUCCUCAAGAAUAUAACUAUUUGCAUAAAAGAUACCCUAAAGAAUAUCUUUGAUUUUCAUAUAAUUGGGACUAUACAUUGUUCCCCCAAAGAAAUUAUUCUUCAAAUUAUCUACCAAAAUACCCUGUCAUUAAAUACGCAAGAGAAGAUGGAAGGAAAAAAAGCACUCUAAACAACAAGCUAUAAGGAAAUCCGAUGUAUUGGCAGCUGACUUUUUUUACUAAGGAAAAUGUAAAGGCCAUGACAUAGCCCUGGUAAGAUUGUGCAAGAGCAUCAGCUUAGCAACAAGGCUAAUUUUAGGUUGCAUGUCAUCCUCAGUGUUUAACAUGAGGAUAAAAGAAGGCAUGUUUUUUAUCAAUGAUUUAAACUAAGAAUGAAAACGGUUCCCAUCUCCCAAGGGAAGGAAAUGAGAGCAGAAGUCCUCUGGUUCAUUUGGCAGAACUCUUGCUAAUUUAAGCCCCAGUUAUAAAAUGACCAAUAGGAGUACUUUAUAAAUAUUGUGAAUUGUAUGAAAUGUGAAGUUAAAACCAAAGCUGAAAGUGGUUUUAGUUGUAAUUGUUUUAUUUGAAAUGUUUUAUCAAUCAUGAAAUAAAACUGAUAAUCAAUUUCAA
Molecule: messenger RNA, 2798 nt
Organism: Arvicola amphibius (Eurasian water vole)
Lineage: Eukaryota; Metazoa; Chordata; Mammalia; Rodentia; Cricetidae
Gene: Myct1
Product: MYC target 1
Exons: 2
Coding region: 108-674 (188 amino acids)
Cellular component (GO): nucleoplasm
Source: RefSeq, a predicted model, not a curated record